Messenger RNA from Fopius arisanus, 2300 nucleotides. RefSeq names its product CCR4-NOT transcription complex subunit 11 (gene Not11). The record is from RefSeq and is a predicted model, not a curated record. NCBI's taxonomy places the organism in Eukaryota, Metazoa, Arthropoda, Insecta, Hymenoptera, Braconidae. Bases 241 to 1602 code for a protein of 453 amino acids. The transcript has 2 exons. Gene Ontology annotation, cellular component: CCR4-NOT complex.
AUGUGUGUCAACAAGUUCAAAAUCUAAAAACCGUCCGUGUAGACGACUGAAAGUGUCUCCGAAUCCCAAAUAAAAAUAACUGCAUAUUAGCAAUCCUAUAGUAUUAAUAUACAUUCGCGGAUAUGCUGUUUAUCGGGUGUGUGUCAAGAUAAACUCAAUCAUUCCAGAAGACAGGUUUCACUGAAUCAAAACUUCCCGAAGAAUUGACAGAUAAUUUAGAGAUACGAUCUCUCCAGAAUAAUGAGUUUGUCACCUGCAGAUCUGGUGAAAUUGCUGUGUCUUCUUGACGAGGAUAAUGCAGACACCCCCUUGGAGGCACUCGUCAAACAGCUCCACCAGGAAUUCCUCCCUGAGGAUCGUUUCAAGGUCGGUCUCACUCUGGUGCUCCUUCUCCAGCAAAUCGACUUGCUGCCAAAUCCCUCCCAACGACUGAUAGCCAUUGCCCUUCUCUAUCAUCUUUAUCAAAAUCAGUCAUUUGUAUCGACACCCUUCGCCAGUGUCUUCAAUCAGAUUCUCAAAUCCACGGAUUCGCCUAAUAGUUUUGACAAAUCCAGUCAAUCCGACCAACAACCGAUCCUCUCACAGUACGAAACCAAAUUUCUGGCUAGUCUCAUCGGCUUCAACUCCUCGGAAACCCUCAAGCGCACCCCCAGGAAAAUCAUCGAUGGUCUUUAUUUUCCACCUGGAAAUGGUAACAACGAGGCUCUCACCAAUCUCCAGUUGCAACUAGCUGAGCAGCAGUCUGAAUUUCCAGCUGUUAGCAAAUGUGGAAUUCCAUUUAUUUUACCGGAUCCUGAGACCAAGAAGGCGGAGAACGAUAAAAACAACAGGAAGGAGGUGAUCGAGAAUUUAAUCUCUGGCGAUCCCCCGAUCUGCACUCAGAACUACUUCCCCGAGUUCCUGAGAUUGGCACCUCCCCUGUACAACAGACCUAGUGGUCUCCCCUGGAUGGACGUCACAGAGCCAUCGCAAUUCACAGUGGAGUAUGACACAACGAUGUGUAUAUCAAACAGCGCUGGUGCUGAGGCUCGCCGACUCAUGGGAAAGGCCUUCAAAAAUGUCCUGACCCUCCAACAACAGCAGCACUUAGUAACUGAACUCGAGAAAGAUCCUAAACUCGUUUAUUCAAUUGGCCUGACACCCCUCAAACUACCAGAUCUCGUCGAAAAUAAUCCCCUGAUUGCAAUCGAAGUUCUCCUGAAGCUCAUGCAGUCUAGUCAAAUAACCGAGUACUUCAGUGUUCUCGUGAACAUGGAAAUGUCAUUGCACUCCAUGGAAGUCGUAAAUCGUCUCACAACAACUGUCGAUCUUCCCACCGAAUUCGUACAUCUCUACAUCAGCAACUGCAUUUCAACCUGCGAGACUAUCAAGGACAGGUACAUGCAAAAUCGACUCGUGAGACUUGUCUGCGUUUUCCUCCAGUCCCUCAUCAGAAAUAAAAUCAUUAAUGUCCAGGAAUUGUUUAUCGAGGUUCAGGCGUUCUGCAUUGAGUUCAGUAGAAUUAGGGAAGCUGCGGCAUUAUUUAGAUUGCUCAAGCAAUUGGAGUCUGGGGAUGUCGCAGGAUUGAAUACUUCAGCGAAGAAGAAUAUCGAUAUUUGUUAGGGUUUGUGAUUUUUCUCGUGGAUUUCAAACUGCUGUGAGAGAGCCGAGCACAAUUGACAUUUCAGAUUUUUCGAAAUUAUUCAUUACUCAGGAUGAAAUUAUCAUUAUUUAUAUCUUUCAAACGCUUACUCCACUUCUUUAUCUUUCUUAUCUUUCUUAUCUUUUAAUUUGGUAGCAGGUAAAGAGAUCAUAAAAAUUAUGAGUGUAUAAUUUUGAGAGCAUGAAAAACUGGUUAUUUUGAAAUCAGGAAUUGUAUGAACCUUUAUAAUUUCCUUCCUAUUGAUAUUUCAGAAUGUCUUGUAUUUUUUUUUUCUAGGCUUUUUGAAUAGAACGGGGCACGUAAUCAUGAGUGCCAUAACAGAAGCAAUUUACCAUUUUCUACUUAUAUAUUUGUUAUCGCACUAAUAAACGGGGAAAAUAUAUGUAUCGUCUAUCUACUCAAUCCUAUACACUAUAUACAUGCAUUUUUUGAUAUUACAGUAUGAAUCCAUUUGCGUUUUAAAAAUGUAGGCAAUCCUUUGCUGUUCAAAAUAUAUGUACAUAUAAUAUAUAGAAUAUACACUCUAUGUAUAUUGCUUCAUAAAUGGAAUAGAGACUCAAAAAAUGUUAUAUUGGAUUUUUAAGAGGAAUUAUACACCCAUAAUUUUUUAUAAAAAGUCCUGGGAAUCUAUAAAAUCCAAAAUUUCUGUUUUGUCCGU